AUGUCGCAGUCGCUCAGCCGCAGCGGCACCGCCACUGGAAGUGCGUCGCGCAGUGCCUCUGGCAGCCGCAGCAGCUCUAACUCGAUGCGGCUGCCAGAGCCCGGCGCGGGGCAGGCCACCGUUAACGACUCCGGAUGCGCGCCUGCAGCGGCGGCGGCGACCCCGAGCAAUGAUGCCGGACAGCCGGAGAUUCCGGAGAAGGAGGUGGCGUCCAUCUUCAUUGGCAUGGGCCCCGCCGGCCGCACUGUAACCUUGACGGAGUUGACCGAUUAUCUCAAGUCGAAGGCGAUCGACCCAGAGAAUGUGAAGGAUGUGCGCCUUCGUGGCCGCUGUGCCUUCGCGGAUACGACCACGGUAGAGGAGGCACGCAACCUGAUCGCGAAGCUGGACAACCAGGACUACAAGGGCAAGUUCCGUCUGGCGGUGCAGAUGAGCAAGCAGACCAUGGCGGAGGCGAAGGAGAACAAGCGCAAGCGCCAGGAGGCACGCGGCACCAAGCCAGUGGACGAGAGCCGCUACGUGAACGGCGGCCGUCAGGUAUUCGUGAACCUCGGCCCUGCCGGCAAGGACAUUCCCAACGACAUCAUUCGCAGCAAGAUUGAGGCUAUCACUUCGGUCACGCGCUUCGAGCGUCGUGGCUACUGCAUGUACGUCGACGUGCCCUCCGCCGAGGAUACGAAGCGGGUAGUUGCGGCGCUGAACAACAUGAUGAUUGGCGACGUACGCGUGCUUGUGCAUAUCAGCACCGCAGUCCGAAAGCGGGAGCGUGAGCGCUCGCCCCAGCGCGUUCGCGAUAUCCCACGCCGCGAAAAUGACCGUCACGAUCGUGAUACGCGCCACUACCGCCGCCGCAGCGACAGCCGCGAGGUUCGCCACCGCCACCACCGUUCGCGCCGCAGCUACACUCCGUCGUCGCGCAGCACUUCCUCUUACUCGUCCCGCAGCCGCUCGCACAGCCGCGGUCGCCGCAGCUACUCGCCCGCCUCUGAGGACUCUCGCGACCGUCGCAACCGUCGCGGAGGUUACCAUGGCAGCGAGCACCGUCGUGGUGGCCGUGUCGAGCGUGGUGGUGAUCGUCGCGAACGCCGCAGUGACGAUCGCCGCAGUGACGACCGCCGCGCCCGCCGUUGA
Molecule: messenger RNA, 1131 nt
Organism: Leishmania braziliensis MHOM/BR/75/M2904
Lineage: Eukaryota; Euglenozoa; Kinetoplastea; Trypanosomatida; Trypanosomatidae
Product: splicing factor ptsr1-like protein
Exons: 1
Coding region: 1-1131 (376 amino acids)
Source: RefSeq, a predicted model, not a curated record